AUGCAACUAAUGUUAUCAUUUAAGUCUGUCUUAAAAGGAAACAAAAAAUUAAUUAUAAAGCAAAAUAUCGGUCCACUGAUAAUAUCGGCAGCCAAACAAAAAAAAACUAUUAAUAAUAAGAUUGAAAUACGAUGCUUACAUGUUGAUACCCAACCAUCAGCUCUAUUACAACCACAGCGGGAUCAAAAUAACCUAUAUUUACUCAAAAUUAAAGAAAUUGUUUAUAAUAAAGACGCACUACCAACUGAUGAGUAUGAAAAAAAAAGAGAAUUACUAAGGCUUGUAAGUUUUGCUAAGAAUAUAAAACCAUUGUCCAAAACUAAAAUAUUGAAUCCAAGUGCAAAUAUAGCAAUAAAUACUGAUACUAAUGAGCAGAUAUAUAACAGCACAGAUACAACUAUUGAUAAUAAUAGUACCAAUGAUAUUAUGUCGUCGAGGGUUAGGUCUGAUCUUGCAAAGCUUUUAUUCAAAAAUAAAUGCUUUAAUUACCUUCUGUUAUUUUAUAAUAUUAGUAUUAAAAAUGAUACUUUUAAAUUCCCCAAAGACAUUCGUGUACAUGAGUUUAAUAUGAUUUUCCAUUCUAUACUAAAAGUUGAAGGGUUUACAAGACUGUUAUUUAAAUACCUAAAUUUUAUGUUUCAACAAUUUAAUAUUGUAGAAGGAGAGUUAUCAUCUCAACACCAAUCCAAUGGUUCUGUUCAAAACAGUGAUAUAGCCAUCAAUAACAGUACAAGUAGUAAGAGAUCCAUGAUUAUCAAAGUGCUAUCAUCUCUAUUGUCUGUGACUUACGAAAGCUAUGGUUUCAAAACAGCUUCAAUAAUAUUUAUGCAUUCAUACUCGUUCAUGCAAGGCCAUUGUGAUUUUUCGUCACCUAAAGAUUAUUUAAGAAACAGAGAUAUAUUAGAACCAUUGAUGAUAGUAAUGCAAAAAAAUGAAAAGAGCUAUAGAGAAAGUAUGAAUUCAACAGUGGAAUUUGAUUAUUAUGAAUUGUUGACAAAUUUGGAAACCAGCUUUGCUGUUAAUGUUCAUCAUCUUGUCAAUGUUAAAUAUACUAGCUCAAAAAUACCGGUUGUGAUUUCGCAAUAUGCUUCUACAUUGCAGAUGUUAGUUUUACGCAGGAGAAUGUUUGACAAAGGUUGGGAUAUAUGGAAAUAUAAAUACGACCAUCAUAGAGAUUUGGUGGAGAUCAAUGAUUUAACAGGUGCAUUAAGGAUUUUGGUCCAUAAAGGAAAUUAUGGACAGGUACAAAAACUAUACGAAGAAUUUCCACAUUUGCAUAACUUUGGAGAAAAACAGUUUGAUUACUUAUUGAUUGCGUAUUCUAAAUUAAAAAGUUGGGAUGCUUUACAAAAACAGUUUAAUAAACUUUUUGGAAUUGGUGAACUACCUAACGUUUUGCAUUAUGGUAUUAUCAUGUACGCACUAGCCGAUUAUGGCGAAUUGGAAAUCGUUGAUAGCCUAUACAAACAGUUAUUGAAUAGGAAAUUAAUCCCCAAUUAUGCUGUUCUACAAAGUUUACUGUAUGCAUAUUACAAAAACGGAGAUUAUCAAGGUGCUUUACAUCACUUUGAGUUGUUUAAAAAAUAUGACGUUAGGCCACAAACUUACACAUAUUUGAUUUUGUUGGAUAUUUACCGCACACAAAACGAUUUGGAUGGGGCUUUAAUGGUGUUGAAGAAAAUGAAUUUGGAACAGAGAGAAUUAAUAUCUUCAAGGCAUUUUGAAAAAAUAUUUAGAAUUUGUGCUUAUUUAACAAAUAUACCUAUUGCAGAGGAAUUAUUCCAUCUUAUGAGAGAUGAAUAUAAUAUUACGCCGACACCGGCCUUGAUUGCUAGUCUUAUGGAUGUUUAUUCCGACUCUAAACAACCCACCCAAGCUGUUAAAAUUUUUAACAACUAUAUCAAGGAAGAUUAUAUUCAAUCAGAUGAUGUGUUGAAAAUUUAUAUGUAUAAUUCAUUGAUCUAUGCUAAAACUUUAUUAGAAGAAAAUUGUGAUUCUCUUUUUUUAGAAAUAUCAGAAGCCGGAAUUAGAACUAAUUCAGAAUUUUACCGUGUCAUGUUAAAUUAUUUGAUCAGUUUGAAGAAAGAUGUUGAAGCUAGUGGGAAAUUGUUAAAUCACAUGUUGGAACAUUCGCCCGGACUUGUUUUGCCAGCUCAUUUUGAAAUUAUCAUGAGAUAUUAUGAUUGUCACAACAAUUCUGCAAUGAUUUUCUCAUAUUACGAAAAGUUGUUAAAUAAUAAAAUUCCGGUAAAUUCUAAAAUUUUACAUUAUGUGGUGAAGCAUGCCUUUAUAACAAAUAUUUCCAAAACAGGUAGCUCUUCCAACAUUAAAAAAGUCUUGCGGCUAUUAAACGACAUUAUGGAAAGCUCAGCAAACCGCACCUUAGAUAUUGUGCAUCCUGUGUUACACCCUGGUGUGAUUAUUUAUCCUAUCAAACAACUAGUUACCUAUGACCCCGUCUCUGCAUGGAAGAUUUUGUACGACUAUAUCCGUAUUUUUUAUAAAUCUAACCCAAAUGCAAUUUUAACAAAGUUUCGUAUUUUGAAAACUAAAGCUUACGUAUAUUAUGAAACACAGCAGUGGGAGGAGCUUGCGUUAACCUUUGAUGAUAUAAUGAAUAGAAUCACAAACAUAAGAAACGGGCCAACCUCUAAAAUUAUGCGUAAUUUGAACUUAGACGGGUUAUUAAUUGGUGUUUUUAAUUUUAAGUUGGAAGAGCUACAUAUGGGGCAUAGGAUAGGCGAAAUUCCAAGUUGGAUUAAAAAAUUAAGAGAAAAUAGUUUAGUUAUAGAUAACAAGAGUUACAAUUCAGCCAUAAGACUAAUGAUAGAUUAUACGGGCACCAGAGAUUAUGCAUUAAAUCUUAUUAAUAACUUGUUAAUCAAAGGUUUUAAUAGAAUUCACAUGCUUAGAUUGAUGAAGAAACAUUAUACGGAUUUCAGCACAAGCAGUAACCAACUACCAAAAGACUUAAUUGCACUAAGAGCUGACCCUAGUUAUGGAAGACCAACAUAUUACCUUGAAUCCAAUGUUUAUGAAGAAGUUAAAGAAAAAUUAGAUAAAUAUCUAUCCUCAUUGAACAACUUGACAGAACUGGAGAAUAUAUUAGAGAGCUGGACCAAGAAAUAUCCUAGGUUUAUAAUUGGAUAUUUGAUGAAACCAAAAAAUAACGUUGCAUAUUGGUAUGCAGUUGAAGCUAGACACAAGGAGUUCCUACAGGAGUUAAGAACUAGUAAAAGAACCCCUAAAGUGAAAUGGUAG
Molecule: messenger RNA, 3261 nt
Organism: Saccharomycodes ludwigii
Lineage: Eukaryota; Fungi; Ascomycota; Saccharomycetes; Saccharomycodales; Saccharomycodaceae
Gene: PET309
Product: Pet309p
Exons: 1
Coding region: 1-3261 (1086 amino acids)
Molecular function (GO): protein binding
Source: RefSeq, a predicted model, not a curated record